GGGUCGGGCGGAUCCGCUUUCUUCUGAAUCUCUCCUCUCCCUUCUCUAUCGAUCGAUCUCAAAGGAAACUCUCGUCGCUCUUCCCUGUUAUACUUAUUCCCUUUCCUGCCACCUCUUGAAUCCCGAGUGAUUCGCUUCGAUUUGAUCGAUUGCUUUCUAUCUUUCUCCGGCGAUCCCUCUGGUACAAAUUUGAGUCUUUCUUGGAUUAGGGCUUGGGGAGUCGUGGUGCCGCAGAGACAUGUCCGCAGGCCCGCCGCCGGAGAAGGAGCCAGACGAUCUUAAUCCUGACUUUGUGGAGAUCGACCCCACGAGGCGUUAUGGAAGGUAUAAUGAGGUCCUAGGGAAGGGCGCUUUCAAGACUGUAUACAAGGCUUUUGAUGAAUUAGAAGGAAUAGAAGUUGCUUGGAAUCAGGUGAAGGUGGUAGAUUUGCUGAGAAACGCAGAUGACCUGGAUAGACUCUAUUCUGAGGUUCACUUGCUGAAGACCCUGAAGCACAAGAACAUUAUCAAGUUUUACAGCUCAUGGGUUGACGCCAAGAAUAAUAAUAUCAAUUUUAUCACCGAGGUCUUUACGUCAGGGACAUUGCGCCAGUAUCGGAAAAAACAUAAGCAUGUCGAUACAAGAGCAUUGAAGAAGUGGUCAAGGCAAAUUUUGAGUGGGCUUCUCUACCUCCAUAGUAAUGAUCCGCCAGUUAUCCAUCGAGAUCUAAAAUGUGAUAAUCUAUUUGUGAAUGGAAAUCAAGGGGAGGUGAAGAUAGGUGACCUAGGAUUGGCAGCCAUUCUUCGCCAUGCUAACUCUGCUCACAGUGUUAUUGGGACACCGGAGUUCAUGGCUCCAGAACUUUACGAGGAAGAAUACAAUGAGCUUGUAGAUAUAUAUGCAUUUGGCAUGUGUUUACUAGAGUUGGUGACAUUUGAGUAUCCAUAUGUGGAAUGCAGCAAUGCAGCACAAAUAUACAAGAAAGUAACAUCGGGAGUGAAGCCUGCCUCAUUAGCCAAGGUAAAAGAUCCAGGAGUUAAGAAGUUUAUUGAGAAAUGUAUUGCCAAUGUUUCUGAAAGAUUAUCUGCGAAGGAAUUAUUACAAGAUCCUUUUCUUCAAUUGGACUCAGAAAAUGAUCUCAUAGGUUCUUCCCAUGGAACAACUUCAAAUCAUCCAGAUAAUGGUGGCCAAUCCAAUGAAAGUGCAAAUUCUAAAUAUGACCAAGAAGAAGGUACAAGUGGUGCAGAUUUUACCAUGGAAGGUCGACGCAAAGACAUUAAUACAAUUUCUUUGAAGCUUCGGUUUGAAGAUUCUACAGGUCAAGUUCGCAACAUUCUUUUCCCAUUUGAUAUCGAAGCAGACACAUCUGUGAGUGUUGCAACAGAAAUGGUGGCUGAGUUAGACCUUACCGAUCAGGAUGUCACGACCGUUGCAGCAAUGAUAGAUGCUGAGAUACAAGCCUCUUUUCCAGACUGGAGGCCUUUUGCAAAUGGCAAUGAUGGAACAAUUUCAGACAGCAAUGGACAUGCUUCCGAAGCUGAAAACGAAGUUUCUGCUUUGCCCAAUGAAUUAGAUCCAUCAGGUAACCUCUUUCUGGAACGUCUUCAUUCUGGUAGUGUGGACUCGUCAUCAUCCUUUGCACAAUCGAAUGCAUAUGAGUUAGUUUCACAUGGAAGUUGGGAGCUAUCUGUUGAGGUUUACGAUGGGAAAGAUGACUCAUUUGUUAAAGGUAGCCAAAGGGGGGACUAUCAGUCAAACAGUUCUUCACCGAAACAACAGAGACAACAUUCCACAAAUUUUAGUGAUUAUGUCGAAAAUGAAGUAGUGAUCGGUUCAUCGCCAUUAUCUAUCUUGCAUAACCAAGUCUCUAGCAACAGGCCGGGCAUAGAUCAUGAAGAGACAGUUUUCUGCACUGGAUCUCAAACAUGUAACUGUGGAUCCAAGCUCGAGCAGAAUAUGGAUAACCAUGAGCAAUCGUGUGGAACAUCAGAGCCACUGGAUCAUGAGCAUAUGCAGUUGAUUGCUCAGAAAGUGGAGCAACUGUUGAUCGAACAGAAGAAAGAACUUGAUGAAAUACAAAACAGGCAUGAGAUUGCCAUUGCAGAUGUAUUGAAGGGACUACCAGCCGAGCAACAUGGUACACUUCUAAGUUUGUGUCGAGCAAAAGUUAACAUCAAUAAGCGAACAUAGGUAUGAUGCUAUAUGCUAUUAUCAUCUCUGGUUUGCAGCUUUGCAUGGUGUGGCCUUGUAAGUAGCUUAGGUGUUGUGUGGGUGCUCCGAUAGAAUUAACUAUUGUACCUUCAACCUCUGGUUCACGAUCAAUCUCUUAUUGUUUUUUUCCCCUUUCAUUAUGGAAGUAACUCGAGUAUUGAGCAUUCAAGUCAGUUGUUUACGAGGAUGCCAUUUUCGGUGUCCUUGAAAAGCAUGCUCUUAUCUCAUUGUGUUAUAAUACAUUCCACAGGGCCUUAUACUUGGAUCCUUGACUCGACUUUUGAGUA
Molecule: messenger RNA, 2478 nt
Organism: Zingiber officinale
Lineage: Eukaryota; Viridiplantae; Streptophyta; Magnoliopsida; Zingiberales; Zingiberaceae
Product: probable serine/threonine-protein kinase WNK3
Exons: 8
Coding region: 239-2170 (643 amino acids)
Biological process (GO): protein phosphorylation; intracellular signal transduction
Cellular component (GO): cytoplasm
Molecular function (GO): ATP binding; protein serine/threonine kinase activity
Source: RefSeq, a predicted model, not a curated record